AUGGGUAUUAAAGUGGCGAAAGAAGAUCCUCCAAUUAAUCAUCUGUUAUUUGCAGAUGAUUGUUUACUUUUCUUUCAAGCUGACGAAAAAAGUAUAUCUUCUGUUCUUGAUAUAUUGCACAAUUUUGGAGCCAUAUCAGGUCAGAUGAUAAACUUCUCCAAAUCUGCAGCUUCUAUUACAGGAGAUCUUUCACAUCAAAAGAAAAUGGAAAUCAUUAACAAUUUAGGAGUCAAAAAAUUAUGCAAAUAUGAUAAGUAUUUGGGAUUACCAAUUCUGUUGGGUAAAUCUAAAACUACUUCUUUUGAGUCAAUCAAAGAUGCUUUUAAUAAUCGACUUAGUGGGUGGAACUCGAAAUUGCUUAACCAACCAGCGAGAACUACCAUGGUUAGGUCAGUACUCAACUCAAUUCCAUCUCACUAUAUGAGUAAUUUUAGAUUACCCAAACACACUCUGCAGCAACUUGAUCCAAUCCAACGGAGAUUAUGGUGGGGGAAUAAAGCUAAUAAAGGCAUUAAUAUCAUUGCAUGA
Molecule: messenger RNA, 528 nt
Organism: Papaver somniferum (opium poppy)
Lineage: Eukaryota; Viridiplantae; Streptophyta; Magnoliopsida; Ranunculales; Papaveraceae
Exons: 1
Coding region: 1-528 (175 amino acids)
Source: RefSeq, a predicted model, not a curated record